Messenger RNA from Xenopus tropicalis (tropical clawed frog), 5761 nucleotides. It is a transcript of the gene pik3c2g, whose product is annotated as phosphatidylinositol-4-phosphate 3-kinase catalytic subunit type 2 gamma. Gene Ontology annotation, molecular function: 1-phosphatidylinositol-3-kinase activity; 1-phosphatidylinositol-4-phosphate 3-kinase activity; transferase activity. Gene Ontology annotation, biological process: phosphatidylinositol-3-phosphate biosynthetic process; phosphatidylinositol phosphate biosynthetic process. The coding region runs from base 258 to 5606 and encodes 1782 amino acids. The transcript is spliced from 31 exons. Lineage: Eukaryota; Metazoa; Chordata; Amphibia; Anura; Pipidae. The record is from RefSeq and is a predicted model, not a curated record.
ACACUCAUAGAGACACACAGCAGUCACACUGUAUCUCAGUGACAGGGGCAGGUUGGUUCCUGCUUGGGGAGGGCAGUUAGUGAAUAAUUACCCAGGCUGUCUUUCUGCCUCCCUCCCCGACUCGCUGACACUCCCUUAUUCCCUUUGUACAAAUCAUUCUAUUCAGUCACAUUCCUGCUGCUUCCAUUGCCACGGGGGGCAAAUCAUUUCCAUCCAGAUGUUUCUCCUGAAGCCCCAAGAGAAGACGUGAAGGAGACAUGGAUCACAGCCACCAAACUAACAUCUCUUCGUCUCAACCAAACUACAACCCAAAUGUCCAACUCCCUGCAUGUCCCUACCCCAACGCCCCUUUCCAUCAAGGUUAUUCACCUGGGGCCCCAUCCCCAAAUAUGGACUCCUAUCCGGGCCCCCCCAAUCCUCUUGGCUUUGACUCAUUUCUGACUCCCAAUAACAACGUUGCCCCUUCCAUAGUCCCCUUCCAGUUCCAGUCAGCCAAUUGGCUUGAGGAGCAUCUGCAGAGCUUUCCAGCUCACCCGUCGCCUGAGUUCCAAGGACCAUCUGGGUCUGAUGCAGAACCGCCGGUGCCUGGAAUUCCAGGGAUUGGGUUUGAGCAUUUCUGGGGGCUGGAGUCCGAUGAACCCACCGCUCAUUACCACUCAAUCCAUUUCCAGUUGAAUGGAGAACCACCAAGAUUUGAUGCAGGAGAAGACUUUACCCAAACCUCUAGGAGACACACUAUCCACAUAGCACCGGACUCGAACACCUUUAUCUUCCAAACUCAAACAACAAACGCCAGUGAAGUCACCUUGAGGUCAAGGUCAUUAUAUGGACACUCGGGUCAUCAGUCUGUCGAUCUGGCAGAAACGCCCACUGCGUCCCACUAUCCCUGGGAAUCUGGGCCGCCUUAUUGGGCGUUGGAGAAACAGGACUGGCGGAUUCGGCUUUUGGACCCAUCAGGGAACAGGGACAGGGACUUUACAGCAUUUAGUGACUCAGUAAAAAGCAUCAGGAGCGAAUAUUCUGCCUCCGACUCCGAGUCCAAUUCGGGGAGAGUUUGGGCCGUGGCCGUCAGGUUCCCCUUGGGGGUCGGUGCCGAGUCGGACCUGAGAGUAACUGUGUGUGGGGGCUGCCUGCCCCACCCCCUCAUCUGCUCCGAGAGAGAUUCCGUUCGUGUCCAGGAUUUUAUCUCAAAAUUGUUUCGCCCCAACUUUCCUGCACCUCAGCACCCCAACUCUCCUGCCCCUCAGCACCCCAACUCUCCUGCACCUCAGCACCCCAACUCUCCUGCCCCUCAGCACCCCAACUCUCCUGCACCUCAGCACCCCAACUAUUUUACACCUCAGCACCCCAACUCUCCUGCACCUCAGCACCCCAACUCUCCUGCACCUCAGGCACCCCAACUAUUUUACACCUCAGCACCCCCAACUCUCCUGCACCUCAGCACCCCAACUAUUUUACACCUCAGCACCCCAAACUCUCCUGCACCUCAGCACCCCAACUCUCCUGCACCUCAGCACCCCAACUCUCCUGCACCUCAGCACCCCAACUAUUUUACACCUCAGCACCCCAACUCUCCUGCACCUCAGCACCCCAACUCUCCUGCACCUCAGCACCCCAACUCUCCUGCACCUCAGCACCCCAACUCUCCUGCACCUCAGCACCCCAACUCUCCUGCACCUCAGCACCCCUACUAUCCUGAACCCCAGCACCCCAACUCUCCUGCACCUCAGCACCCCUACUAUCCUGAACCCCAGCACCCCAACUCUCCUGCACCUCAGCACCCCAACUAUCUUGCACCUCAGCACCCCUACUAUCCUGAACCCCAGCACCCCAACUCUCCUGCACCUCAGCACCCCAACUAUCUUGCACCUCAGCACCCCAACUCUCCUGCACCUCAGCACCCCAACUAUCUUGCACCUCAGCACCCCAACUCUCCUGCACCUCAGCACCCUAAUUAUCCUUUGCCACAGCACCCCAACUAUCCUGAACCCCAGCACCCCAGUUUUACAUUACCUCAGCACCCCAACUAUUCUGUGCCACAGAACCCCAAUUAUCCGGUGCUACAGCAAACCAGCUCCCCCGUGCCCCAGCACCCCAACUAUCUUGCACCUCAGCACCCCAAUUUGCCACCUGAAUACCCUCCUGUGCAAAAUAUCUACCCCUCCCUUCAGCCCCAGGCCUCCCUAUCCCAACAACACCCCCCUGGUCAGCGUAUUUACCCCUCCUUACCCCACCAGCAUUCAGUGUUACAGCAGGAAUAUACCCCAGCACAGGAUAAAUACCCCUCCCAGCAACAAUACCCCCCAGCUCAGCCCACCUACCCCUCUGCACCCCAGCCCACCCCCUCACAGCAGCUUUACCCAUUGGAACCUUAUUCAGCCAGUCCCCCCCAAUACCCCCAGUCUCCGGGCCCAUCGCCUCCCCCCGGGGGGUAUUUACUGAGUAUCUGCGGAUAUGAUGAGUUCUUACAAAAUGACUUCACCUUCCGCUGCCACUUGAACCUCCAGAGACUGGAGUCAGUCCGACUGCGGCUCCACCUGAAUCCGGAGCCCCCCCUGGCACGCACGAAUGAAGAUGAUGAAAGUGAGCAGCGAAUGGAUCUCCUGGAUCACGCUCAGUAUUGGGCGCAGAUGAAGAACAGACUUACCCUCGCCCUGUCCCACUAUGGGGAUCAAACCCAGGCUUUCCUGAGCCACAAGGUACCGGUGACCCACGUCUUGCAAUCGGUGAAGGAAAUUUGUUAUUUACUCCGAGGAGUCGAAACCAAGGAGCUCAAUGUGGCCCUGACCGCUUUGCGCCACACACAGUAUCUCGGGGCAAAUCCAGGAGGCGCCCCCCAAGUUUCCCUGCAGAGCGCGGUGCUGGGGGUAUCGGGGGCCCUCGCCCGUCUCAUCAACAUCUACAGCAGCAGCUUUAAUGCGGAUUUUCUGGUGGAAUUACCCAGAAGCCCCCACUGCAGCACUGAGAGCCCUGAGUCCCAUCUCUCCCUCCAUCUGUAUUCGGCUCACAACCUGCCCGACAACUGGGUGAAUAGAAUCGGCUCCUUUUCCCUGAGUUGCUCGGUUAUUUACGCCGGAAGGAGACUUUGCGCCGAGAUGGGGUCCCGGGGGGCUCCGGCAACACAGUCGCUUUUCUCGCUGGUGACGUGGGACGAGGUAAUCACAUUUCCCAUUCCCGUCUGGGUUCUGCCCUAUGAGUCCAUGUUGGUUCUGAGACUCAGUGGGAUCAACAAUGGAUCCAAUACAACAGCCAAUCUGGCCUGGUCCUGCCUCCCCCUCUACUCUCACGGGAGGUUGGUCGGGGGGCCGAUGCUGCUGAACAUGAUUUCUCACGCUGAGCCCCCCCCAGUUAUUACCCCGGGGGCAUUUGAUAAGGCGUUACCGACGCUUGUAACCGUGCAGGUUGAAUUACCAGAAAGGAACCAGACGUUCAGCCCCCCGGCGCCUGAGCAAGUUCCCCCCAAUGUUCCAUUAGAAGAUCCUUCGGGUUCCCUGGAAAUAUUGGUGCAUCGGAAUUCCGUGCUCCUUCUCUCAGAAGCCGACAAGCAAUAUCUAUGGAACUAUCGCUCCUGCUGUAAGAAGCCCAGGAACAUUCUGCCCCUGGUGUUGGGAAGUGCCCCUGGCUGGGAUCCCCCCUCUAUAUCAGCCAUGUACCGAGUUCUGGGGGACUGGACCUUCUCUCACCCCACGGAGGGUCUGGCUCUAUUAAAUUCAAGCUUCUCUGACCAAAGAAUCCGUGAAACCGCUUGUCGAGAAAUCGGGAAACUGCCCAAUGAUGAGCUGUUGGACUUUCUGCCCCAACUCGUCCAAGCUGUGAAGUUUGAAUGGACCCUGGACAGCCCUCUGGUCAAACUCUUACUCCAUCGCUCAAUGCAGAGCAUCCAGGUUGCACACAGACUCUUCUGGCUUCUCACAGUGGCUCAGACGGAGCCUCAUUACGGCGCUUUGUACAGGAAGGUUCUGGCCGCGCUGCAGUUCGGCGCCGGGAAAGCUCUGAAUGGCGAAUUCCACAAACAGAAACGGCUGAUCGGCCUCCUGGGGGGCAUCGCUGGGAGAGUGAAGAAAUCCCCCGACGCCAAGCGCCAGGAGACCCUUCAAUCAAAUCUGCACCAAUUAGAACAGUUCUUUCAAGAAGUGCAGGUCUGUCGCCUCCCGCAGGACCCGGCCAUUAUAGUCAGAGGGAUCGACCCCGGGGCUUGUUCGUUCUUUAAGUCCAACGCUUCUCCUCUGAAAAUCUCCUUCCUCAGCGCCGACCCCCUUGGGCAGAAGAUCAAUGUGAUUUUCAAGCUCGGGGACGACCUCCGUCAGGACAUGUUGGUUCUGCAGAUUGUUGGGCUCAUCGACAGAAUUUGGCUCCAUGAAGGUUUGGACCUGAGAAUGAUCACAUACAGGUGCCUCGCUACUGGGCAGAACCAAGGGCUGGUUCAGAUGGUCCCCGAUGCCACGACUCUCGCCAAAAUCCACGAGCAUUCUGGGAUACUGGGGCCCCUAAAGGAUAAAUCGAUAAAGAAAUGGUUCAAGGGGCACCACCCCACCCAGCACGACUACGAGAAGGCCAAAGAGAAUUUCCUGUUCUCCUGCGCCGGUUGGUGCGUUGUUACCUUUAUACUGGGGGUGUGUGACCGGCACAACGAUAACAUUAUGGUGACAAACUCGGGUCACAUGUUCCACAUCGACUUCGGCAAGUUCCUGGGUCACGCGCAGAAAUUCGGUAACAUAAAGAGGGACCGAGCCCCAUUUAUUUUCACCUCCGAGAUGGAAUAUUUCAUCACCGACGGGGGGCGGAGCCUGGACAGAGCGAGAGACUUCGUGGAGCUUUGCUGUCGGGCCUAUAACAUUGUGCGUCGGCGCAGCCACUUACUGCUCCCCCUGCUGGAACUGAUGUUACAGGGGGGGCUCCCUGAGCUUUGUGGGGUGCAGGAUCUGCGGUACCUCCAUAAUAACCUCCGACCCCAGGACUCUGACCCCGAGGCCACCAGCUAUUUCACUAGGAAAUUUGGGGAGAGCCUUCAGUGUUUCCCAGUGAAACUGAACAAUCUCAUUCACACAUUCGCUAACAUGUCGCUCUCAGACGUGGCCAAGUCUGUGUCUCACAUCGACCUCACGGGUCCCACAGGGGGCGCUCCCAGAAAUCUCAUUAAACGCGCAGCAAUGGCUAGUAUCCGCAAGAUUAAUAAGCAGAGUGAGAAAGUGCUGACCUACCUGGGUGCUGAGGGCAGGACUGGGGCAGUUUCUCCCAUGGGGGACACGGAGACAAGACCCGCGGUUCAACUACACGUUUCCUACAAGAACCAGAAUCUGUCAGUGCUCAUUAAGCAUCUCCGGAACAUUCAUCUCCCAGAUGGCUCCGCCCCCAGCGCCGAUAUUGAGGUUUCUCUGUUACCGGAUCCGCAACAAACGUCGCUGAUAAGGAUCAAAUCCAAAGGGAAAUCUGCCUCCCCAAUCCACAAUGAAUUAGUGAGAUAUUUCGUGGCAGAUCCCGCCGGGCGCCUGUUGCGGGUGGCAGUGAGACACAGGGGGCAGUUCGUGGCUGCAGUGAAUGUGCCGCUGGAUCACGUGCCGUACGAUAGUGACGUUUGGUUCCCGCUGGGGCUCAGUAUGGGAUAGACUCACCAAUUGGCUACUGAGAUGGACAGAACCAAGAAUGAGCCACUGGGGAAAGGCCUUUUCCUAUGGGGGGUCCAUCUGCCCCCAAAUUCAGCCAAUUGUAAAUAUUCUGGGAAACUGUAUCAGUUGCAAAGUAAAUACAAUGUAUCACUGGA